AUGGCAGUCUUUGCCCUCGCGACUGUGGCCGCCGUUUCCCAGCGCGACAUCCUUUCGAAUCUCACGGCCAGCUACGAUGCCUCCAUGCGGCCAGGCCAGGCGCUCGAGGGCAGCUGCGCGGCGGAAGCCGCUCCCGACAGGGUGAACGUCGAGACAGACGUGUCGGUGAUACACACCAUCAACCAGGUGUCCAAGUCGUACCGACUCGACGGCUACCUCAUCGCUAGCUGGAGCGACCCUCGCCUCGUGUUCGACGCGUCCUGCCAGCGGCUACACUUCGGAGCAAUGAAAGACCUCGGCAUUUGGGCGCCUCAGCUGAACUUCCCACAUGCGCGCUCGCUCACGGUCGGCGGUGGCAGCGGCAAGAUGGCGGCCGACGGCGAGAGCGUGUACAUCCAUCCAGACGGGAAAGUAGACUGGAUCCGCGCGAUGCACGUCGAGAUGUAUUGCGGGGGGUUCAGUUUCGGGAAGCUGCCUUACGACAUCCAGUACUGCGACUUCUCGAUCGCCUCGCUGGGCUCCUCGCCGCAGGACCUCGAGCUCUACUGGCUGGUAAACAACGAGAUGCUCCAGAUGAAGGUGGACGCCGACCCCUUCACGUCGGGCGAGUGGGCAGCACAUCCAGUGUCCCGCCAGAGCAACCAGUCCAUCCCGAUUCUCGGGAUCCCGCCUGCCCUCCGCAACCCGCUCGGCGCCACAUGCACCACAUCUGCCGUCACCAUGUGCUUCUCGCUCACCCGCAGCUCUUACACCUCCAGCACGCUCACCAUUCUGGUGGCCGUGCUCCUGGUGCUCGCCUCCUGGUCGGGGUUCUUCAUCUCGCCCGCCGCCGCACCGGCCCGGAUCGCACUCGCCUUCCUGUGCUUCCUGAUGGUGCUUAACAACCUGAACGCGGUAUAUCGCUCGUUGCCGCAGCUGCAGAGCGACGACCGCGUCUGGCUCUCGGACUUCCUGAUCGGCACCAUGGUUUUCAACUUCGUCGCCCUCCUCGAGUACGCGGCAGUCAACGCUGGCAUGCGGCUCAAGGCGAACCAGAUAAGCCUCUAUCGCGCGAACCUCGACAAGCAGGACAAGCCGGACAAGCCCGCCUCCAAGUUCGCGCUCCCCUCCUCGGUCCAGCGGCGUCUGGCCGACUGCGCCCGGCUCGACGAGGUGAUGCGCGUCUUCUUCCCCCUCGCGUACUUCCUGUACAUGGGCAUCAUGUACGCCGUCCUCCCGCUGUAUCCGCACAACGAGGGCUGCAUCGGCAUCUGAGGGGCUCGGGCGGGCCACGGGGGGCAGGACCGGGGAACGACAGUUUCCAAGUCAGGUUUGUCUUGCCACGCCCACGCCCGCCAUGCAUACGCCGCUCUCCGUUGCCCAACAUCCGGCCCGAGUUUGUGUACCACUCUUCCGUGUUCUUGGGUCGGCGCGGCUCGCGAACGCUCUAUGAACCGGCGCGCGAGGGCCGCCCCCCCAGCGCGCAGCGGGCCAUCGGCCGCAGCGCGUGCCCCCACGGACAUGCUAGGGGUAGGGCAUAUAGAAGCUAUAGAGCACGGGGCGCGCAGCGGAUACAAAGUAUCUCGCGUCUCGAUCGUGUUCUCCGGUGUAUUUUAUCUCACAACCUAGUACGGACAAAAUUUUGUAUCAUUAU
Emiliania huxleyi CCMP1516 is the source of this 1633-nucleotide messenger RNA. RefSeq lists its product as hypothetical. Gene Ontology annotation, cellular component: membrane. The coding region runs from base 1 to 1254 and encodes 417 amino acids. NCBI's taxonomy places the organism in Eukaryota, Haptophyta, Isochrysidales, Noelaerhabdaceae. Gene Ontology annotation, biological process: monoatomic ion transmembrane transport. The record is from RefSeq and is a predicted model, not a curated record. Gene Ontology annotation, molecular function: transmembrane signaling receptor activity; extracellular ligand-gated monoatomic ion channel activity. The transcript has 4 exons.